AUGAGUUCCAAGGUCACCCGUUCAUCGCUCGCAUGCUUACCAUGUCGGAGUCGACAUCUCAAAUGCGACGGCAAACGACCCUCCUGCAGUCGCUGCGUCGAAGCGGCUCAAGCGUGCGAGUACACCCGGUCGCGUCGCGGGGGUCUGGACCGCGCUGCGCUGGCGGAACGGCGCAAGCGCUUGGCCGCCGCGGCAACCGAGACCAUCACCAACAUCCCUACUUCAACUACCUCCCCUCCCUCCCCUCCAUCCAAUUCUUCUCACCCGCAGACGCACAUCGGUCAUUUAGAUCAAUCAGAUCAAUCAGUUCUGCUCGACUUGUACUACCGCCAUUUCCACUCUUUGCAUCCUUAUGCACCACCUCAGGCCCACUUCCUAACUCUCCUUCGCGAUCCUAGUCACGAGGUCCGAUGGAGGCCUCUGCGUGCCGUCAUGUGUUGUAUAGGUCAUAUAUAUCAUGCUCACGAAUGGUCCGACCCUUUGGAGGAGCAAGCUGAGACCUGCCUUGCACAAGCCUCCCCACUCGAUCCCGUCCUGGUUCCGUCCCGCCUCCUCUACUCCAUCGCUCUGUUCUGGUAUGGACGGAAGGAGCAAGCAUUGUCUCAGAACGACCAGGCAGGACGACUGGCAAAAGAGCUACAGAUGUAUCAGUCACAGUUUGCAGUCAUUCACGGUGGUGAGGAUCGAGUUUUGCAAGAGUGUUGGCGGCGGGCCUGGUGGGCGGUCUAUGUUCUGGACUUAUUCUUCGCAGGCACGUUGGGCACGAUGACCUUCGCAUUCCUAGAUGUUGAGGCCACGGCGGGACUACCAUGCGAAGAACAUGAAUAUGAGUCAGGUGUAAUCCCAGCGCCCAAGACCCUCCAGGACUUUGACUGCCGCGAGUUCGCCCUCGAUGACCCGGUCUUUUCAUCCUUCACCUACCUGAUCGGUGCCGCGCGAUGCGCCGCAAUGGCGAUUGCAACCGCUCCACGGAAUACAGUCAAAGAAGACUCGACCAGAGUCAUUCAGACCGCCGAUUCAAUACUUGACGGGUGGCUGCUGCUCUUGCCUCCGAGCAGGAAGCAGCUCAUGCGUAAAAACGGCGAGAUCGACGAGCUCAUGUUUCAAGCGCACUUGCUCAUUCACGUCGCCUCCAUCGGCCUACACCGGCCGUUUUCCGACCUCAAAUUCAACCCGGUUGAGGAUCUCUCCAGCUGCUCCCGAGACCCACCCCCAGACGCCCCUACCCCCGAGUUAGUUAACGUCCACACGGUCCGGGUCUUGCGAUCCGUCGAAGCUCAGGUCCGCCUCUUGGCCCUCCCCGUACAGCAAUUCCAUCAUACCCCAUUCGUCACCUGCAUGAUCAGCGAGGGCGCCUUAUCGUUGCUUUCCGCCUGCUACUGCCUGUUGGCAGGCAAGGAGUUGGCCAUCGCACGCGACCAGAUCCGCAUGAUCAUCGGAUGCCUCAAGACACUGGGCGCAUUGUGGCCCCGGACCGCCAAGAACGUCCGCGAGAUCCAGACGAUCGCGAGCCACGUGCUUGGUCUCACUUCCGCAACGGCGGCCAGUGUGCGCUCCAGGGAGAGUACUGGCUCGAGUGAGCUACCCAGUCUAAGUCACGGGGAGGGGACACAAGCCUCGGGAACUACGCCAGAGGCCUCAAUGUCCGGCUCCGAGUCAGAUGUCCUUUUGUCUUUGGACUCUCUGCAAGAUAUGUGUGGGUGGUUCAAUAUGGGGGAUUUAGAUGCGGAUCCGUCGUGGGGUCUAGGAAUUGGCCUCUAA
Aspergillus fijiensis CBS 313.89 is the source of this 1761-nucleotide messenger RNA. RefSeq names its product putative C6 transcription factor. Lineage: Eukaryota; Fungi; Ascomycota; Eurotiomycetes; Eurotiales; Aspergillaceae. Gene Ontology annotation, biological process: DNA-templated transcription; regulation of DNA-templated transcription. The record is from RefSeq and is a predicted model, not a curated record. The coding region runs from base 1 to 1761 and encodes 586 amino acids. The transcript is spliced from 3 exons. Gene Ontology annotation, molecular function: DNA binding; zinc ion binding; DNA-binding transcription factor activity, RNA polymerase II-specific.